Molecule: messenger RNA, 5802 nt
Organism: Xiphophorus maculatus (southern platyfish)
Lineage: Eukaryota; Metazoa; Chordata; Actinopteri; Cyprinodontiformes; Poeciliidae
Product: protocadherin 8
Exons: 3
Coding region: 265-3333 (1022 amino acids)
Biological process (GO): homophilic cell-cell adhesion
Cellular component (GO): plasma membrane
Molecular function (GO): calcium ion binding
Source: RefSeq, a predicted model, not a curated record
AGCAGCACACCUCCAGUAGUGAGAGAGUGAGUGAGUGAGAGAGCGGAGCGCAUCCUGAGUGCGCAUAAUCAGACAUAUGGAAUAUUUAUCACGGGCUUUGUUCUGACAAACAACCCAGGAGAGUGGACUGAAGGGAGAGGAGGACACUUCUUUAUUCUUAUUCUUCUUAUUAUUAUUAUUAUUAUUAUUUGACCAGGUGCGUUUUUGUUUGAACUCCUAAGUUGGACUCAGUGAGGACGGUUUGCUGAAUUUCAGAAUAUCAAGAUGGGAGGAAGAGGGUGGAACGGGCUGCUGGUGUUUACGUGCGCCUCCGUCCUGGUCUUGGCCGCUUUUACGCAAGGAAAAACGAUGAAAUAUCAGACGUUUGAGGAGGACGCGCCGGGGACAGUGAUUGGAAACUUAGCCAAGGACGUUUACUCUACUUCGCCCUUCUCGGGAGGCUCCAGGAACAGUUUCAAGAUGAUGAAACAGUUCAACUCCUCUUUCAUCCGACUCAGGGAGAGCGACGGGCAGCUGACGAUAGGCGAGAGGGUGGACAGGGAGCGGAUCUGCAAGCACACCCUGCACUGUCUCAUCGCCUUCGACGUGGUCAGCUUCUCCAAAGAGCAGUUCAAGCUCAUCCACGUCGAGGUGGAGGUCAGGGACAUCAACGACAACUCCCCCGAGUUCCCCCGAAAGGAGUCGAGUCUGGAGAUCUCCGAGAACACGGCGGUCGGCACCCGGAUCCCGCUGGACUUCGCAGUGGACGAGGACGUCGGGGUGAACUACAUCCAGAGCUACCAGAUCUCCGUCAACAGCCACUUUUCCAUCGACGUGCUCAGCAGGGCCGACGGGGUUAAAUAUGCGGAGCUGGUGCUCAUGAAGGAGCUGGACAGGGAGACGCAAGCCUCUUACGCGCUGGAGCUGGUCGCCAUGGACGGCGGCAACCCGUCCCGCAGCGGGACGACGCGCAUAAAUGUCAAGGUGAAAGACUACAACGACAACAGCCCGGUGUUCGACAGGAGCAGCUUCUCCGUGGACCUGCCCGAGGACGCGCCGGUGGGCUCCCUGCUGCUGGACCUGAACGCCGAGGACCCGGACGAAGGGCUGAACGGUGAGGUGGUGUACGGGUUCGGAAACCAGGUGCCUCCCGAGAUACGGCAACUCUUCAGGGUGGACAGGAAGACGGGGCGGCUCACUCUGGAGAGCCCCGUUGACUUUGAGAGCAAGAACACGUACGAGUUUGACGUCCAGGCCACCGACCUGGGUCCGAACCCGAGCCCGGCCAUUUGCAAAAUUGUAGUUCAGGUGCAGGACGUGAACGACAACGCGCCGGAGAUAUCCAUCACCCCGAUGACCUCUAUCACAGCGGGGAUAGCGUACAUCACAGAGGCUGCGGCCAGAGAGAGCUUCGUGGCUCUGGUCAGCACCUCGGACAGAGACUCUGGCGCAAACGGGCAGGUGCACUGCACGCUGUACGGACACGACCACUUCAGACUGCAGCAGGCGUACGAGGACAGCUUCAUGAUCGUGAGCACCAGCCCGCUGGACCGGGAGAAGAUCCCCGAAUAUAACUUAACGGUGGUGGCGGAGGAUCUAGGCUCCCCUCCUUUCAGGACCAUCUCGCAGUACACCAUCAGACUGACGGAUGAGAACGACAACGCGCCGGUGUUCAGCAAGCCCGUGUACGAAGUGGCGGUGGUGGAGAACAAUGCACCCGGUGCCUACAUCACCACGGUGGUGGCGCGGGACAUGGACAUGGGGUCAAACGGGAAGGUCACUUACAAACUAGCGGACACCUAUUUCAUGGGCUCCCCGAUCUCCACCUUCGUGUCUCUGGAUCCCGCCAGCGGCUCUCUUUACGCGCUCAGGAGCUUCAACUAUGAGGUGAUGAAGCAGCUGGAGCUCCGAAUUACAGCCAGCGACGGCGGCUCGCCGCCUCUGUCCGGCAGCGCCAGCGUCUACGUCCGGAUCAUCGACCAGAACGACAACGCGCCGCUCAUCUUGCAGCCGCCGCUCAACAACGGCUCGGCUGAGGUGCUUCUGCCCCGGGACGCGCCCACGGGCUACAUCGUGACCCGCGUGGAGGCGCGGGACGCCGACGAGGGCAUGAACUCAGAGCUGUCGUACGGGCUCGCCACCGGGGAGCCCUCCGUGUUUUCCGUCAAUAAAGUCACGGGGGAUAUCUACCUGAACCAGGUGCUCAGCCACGACGUGGACGAGACCCUGAGCGUGACCGUGACUGUGAGCGACAACGGGAGGCCCGCGCUCACCUCCACCGCCACGCUCCACUUCCUCAUCAUCGCGGGCUCCCCGCCGAGCGACAGGACGGUGUACCAGGCGGGCGGCGGGGAGGAGGCGCGCGCGCAGUGGGACCUGUCGGUGGUGAUCAUCGUCGUGCUCGCGGGAAGCUGCACGCUCCUGCUGCUCGCCAUCAUCCUCAUCGCGACCACCUGCAACCGGCGCCGGCGGGACAAAACCGGGGAGGACAGCGACUCCUACGGGGAGAAGGGCACGCUGGAGCGGGGCAGGGGCCACGCGGGGGACAACCCGCUUCUGCCCCUCCACGGAGCCGCGGGGGGAGGAGGAAGAGCGGGUGGAGAAGGAGGAGGAGCGGAGGUCUUUGACGGACACUCGUUCAGCAGCCAGCCCGGUGCUUUCACUCCGGCUCACCCCGGGGGCAGCGACAUGUGCUCGGCCUCUGAGGACGGCAGCGAGGUGCCCUGUGUGUAUGACUCAGACAACAACAGCAAAGUCCGAGGGAAUAAACACGAGGGCUACUCCACUCUGCCUGGCUAUGGGAACGGCAAAGAGGCGGUGAGGCCCAUCACCAUCUGGAAGGGCAACUCUUACACCACCAUCUCUGCCCGGGACCCCGCCUUCAGUGGAAAAGACAGUGGCAAGGGGGACAGCGACUUCAAUGACAGUGACAGUGACGUCAGCGGCGACACUGGCCUGAAGAAGGAUGGGGCCAUGGUUCCUCCCAUGGGGGGGCAAAACGCUCUGUGGGCAUGCACCAGCGAGUGUAAAGUCCUGGGCCACUCGGACCGAUGCUGGAGCCCCUCGGCCACCAGAGCCAACGCGGCCCCCUCUCCGGCCCCGACCCUCUCCUCCUUCAGCAGCCUGCCCAAGACGGCCUCGCUGCCCCGGGACCCCAACCGCAGGGACAACUACUACCAGGCCCACAUCCCCAAAACGGUGGGGCUGCAGAGCGUCUACGAGAAGGUCCUGCACAGCGAAUACGACUACGUCCUGGUCACCCCGCCCAGACCAGCGAGGGUGCAGGAGAUCAGCGAAGUCGCCAUCCCCGUUUACACCCCGACUCCGACGCACUGCCCCAACAACGACGUCUAGGGCGGAGCGCCGCACAAACUCUCGCACUCUCGAUGAAAUGCACAGACUUUCCAGAGUUUUAAUUUUUGAUGCUUCAAAGCUGAGAGAGAUGCGGCUGUAUUGCUGAGUGAGCUUACAGAAUCCUAUCCUGGCAUACAGAGCCGGUCCAAGAGUGAAUGGGGCCCUGAGCAGAAUUUGAUUUGGGGCCCUUGUCAGCUGCCAUCAUUCAAAUAAUCCCUUUUAUAAUCAAAAGUUAACGCAUCGUACAUAUAACAGAAAUUAUACUAUGAAAGCUCACCCUAACUUAGGGGAUUGUAUAGCAUAAACUGUAAAAACCAUAUAAAUACUAAAUGAUUUCAGAUAUGAUGUAUAAUGUGAUCACAAGUUUUAUUUUGCACAAUAAACUGCAGAUGUAUCACUUGUACAAGAAAACAACAACAAAAAAAUUAUCUAAAACUUGACUUGUGCAACAGUUGUAGAGCUCUUUGCUGCCCCCUGUUGGCUCUGGAGGCCCUGAGCAGCUACACAGUUUUCUGAUGCCUUGGGUCGGCUCUGCUGUUUCAUGUAUGUCUGUCUCUAUGCUGAGAGCCGCCUCUGAGGUCCAGUCAAUCACUUUGAGACAUUUGUUGGACAUGAAGUGUAUCAUAUGCAAGCCUUGUACAUGGAGAGAUUUUUAUUUUUCUAUAUAUGAAAAAAAGAGAAUUAAGCAAAAAAAAAAAAAAAUGUAGAUAUAUGUAAAUACAGAUCUUUAAGCAUGCCUAUUAUUUAAAAACGCCCUCAGAAAAUGUUCCAUUUGAGGGGCCGUUGACUCAAAACGUAUCAAGUUGAUAACCAUGUAUGGAAACCUUUGAAUGCAAUAAUUCAUUGUACAGAAUUUUUUUUUUUUAAAUCGUCACAAUACUAUGAAAAGAAAUAAACUUUGAGAUACUCUUGUGAACCCCCCGCGCGUUGGAGUUUGUUCCAAAGGAUGACGGAGCGUCAGUCAGACCAGUCGGCAGCGGGAGCCAACAGGCGUCGCUGUUAUUGCAGCAUGGCUGAGCCUGAGCGUCCUUGCAGCCCGCGGAGGAAGGUCACUUAAGGUUUUUUUGGGUUUUUUUCCCCCUCUGUGAAUACAUGAUUUUGCUGGUGAGAUGCCAAAAACAGACUGAGGCGCUUUUUAGCAACCCACCUCCUCCUGCCCCUCCGACUCCAACCAUUUCACACACAAGUCAGCCAAAACCCGCCUUAGUAAUCCUGCUCUUUAUCACCGACUUUCUUGCAUUUACAGUCGACACCGGAUGUUUACAUAAACCAAACAAAAAAAGACACGUGCACCUUUGUUUUCUCACCGUCUGAAGUUAAAUCGGAACCGACGUCUUGUGUUUUAGGUCAGUUAUAUGCCCAGUAUCACAAUAAUAAAAGAGGUUAUUAGAGAUUUAUGUGUCGGUGUCUUCAAAAUCAGACGUUUCCAUAAAUUUCCUCAUUACAGCUAAAAUAAAAGUGUUCAAUUCAACGUUUGAACUGCGUGACUUGGGUCAAAUCUUUUGCGUUUCCUUCCACAAGCUUCUCAGUAGUUUUUUGGAGUUCCCCCCUGACAGAACCAGUGUAACUGAGUCAGGUUAGUAAGGCUCCUUCCUCCCUGCCGUUUCAUAUCUAAUUUCUCUAUCGGACUGAGAUCAGGGCUUUUUGCGACGGCCACACCAAAAAAAACCAAAAAACCCAACUUUGUUGUCCGUAAGCCACUUUGCAACCAUUUUGGCUGCAUGUCAAGGGUCACUGUCCAUUUGUAAUACCCAUUUGGACCCAAGCUUUAACUUCCUGGAUGAUGUUGCCUUAAUGUUUUCACAUAAUAUUCUUUAAUAACGAUGCCAUCUAUUUUAGCCAACAUAACACGAUGCUUGUCAUCCCCAUACUGACCAGAUGGGGUGCUGUUCCCAGGUUUUCAUCUCCAAAUGUAACAACAGACCAAACGGUUCCACUUUAGUCUCGUCAGACCGCAGGUCUAUAAAAAUGAAUGUCUUUGUCCAUAUGUGGAUCUUCAAACCGCAAUUUGAUUCUUAUGUUUCUUUUUGGAGUAAUAGCUUCCUCCUUACUGAGCGGCAUAUUCAAACCUAACUGGACAUGUUUCGGUGCGAGUGACGACUCCGUCUUAUCAGCUCCGGCUGGCAUCUUCUCUAGGUUUUUGUUCUGGGUUCAGUUUUACUCAUUUUGGACCAAAUCACAUUAAUCUCUGGGACACAGAACCAUUUCUCCUUCCUGAGCGAUGUGAUGACAGGACAUUCACCGUGUUUACACUGACCAGAUGAACGCGACUCCUUCUGGAGUCUGGACAUUGUUCCCAAGGAAAAACCAGACCUGGGCAGCUCCACGGUUCUCUCUUCUGAUACAUUGGCCGAUUUCUUUCGACUUUCCCAUCAUGUCAGAAUAAGUUUGCUCACGAGAGAAGUCAUUCAAAAAUGCUGCCACGGCGUCACCUUCCCACCACUUCCUGUCGUCUUCUUCGUCUUUCAC